CUGGCAACCCCUCUGACAACCGCACCUUGAGCCGUCGUGGCGAAACGCCCCCUUCAUUGCCAGCACUGACGUGCCAGGAAGAAAGGCGUCCCGCUGCUGUUUAUACAGCUCUUGUUGUGAAGUUACUGAGAGAAAAACGUGCGGCGGGCAGUUUGACCAGCAAUGUCGGGCAGGUAGAGACUGCGUGAUCAAAGCUGCUGAAAUGAGCGACACAGCCGAGACGAGAGGGCCCGUUACCCGCCGGAGGAGGACCACUAUCACCAGCGUGAAGCAAGCCAACGGGAGCAAGAGGCAAGAGGUAGGGGAGAAACCGCUACAGUGUUCCGUUAAAGAGAAAAGCGCAGACAAGGUCCAGAAGCAUGCAAGCAAUAACGCGAAGGUGGAGAGAGAAACGGGGAAGUCGGCCCACCAGCAGCUCACAAACAGUCCGAAGAAACAGAAGAGUGCGGUGGAAGAUAUCAACGACAGGCUCAGAUGUCACAAUCUACAGGAGUCUCUCUUGAGCUCAGCCAGCGGCUACAGCAACUACAGAGGAAUCCUCAACUGGUGUGUUGUCAUGCUGGUGCUGAGUAAUGCACGACUUUUCUUAGAGAACAUUAUAAAGUAUGGCAUCUUGGUAGACCCUAUCCAAGUAGUGUCCCUCUUCUUAAAGGACCCUUAUAGCUGGCCAGCAGCAUGCCUGAUCAUUGUGUCCAAUGUGUUCAUCUUAGCAGCCUUGCACAUAGAGAGGCGUCUGGCUGUGGUCACCAUCUCUGAAACCACAGGGCUGAUUCUUCACAUGUUUAACCUGACAUCCUUGUUGAUCUUUCCUUCAGCCUCAGUCCUCACUGUGACCUCCAUCACACCAGUGGGUGGUGUGCUCUCCUUAGGGAUCUACACAGUGCUGUUUCUCAAACUGUACUCCUACAUGGAAUCCAACAAGUGGUGCAGGGAAAUCAGACAAGCCAAAGCCAAAAAAAUGACACGGUCAUAUUCAUGUCCAAUUGUGGCACAAUCCAACGGGUCAGCAGUUCACGCCAGUGUUUCCUACCCAGGCAACCUCACACACAGAGACAUGUACUACUUUGUCUUUGCGCCAACUCUCUGCUAUCAGCUCAACUUCCCACGGUCUCCACGAAUACGCAAAAGGUUUCUGAUAAGAAGACUUUUUGAAAUGCUUUUCCUCAUGCAGUUGUUGGUGGGAUUAAUACAGCAGUGGAUGGUCCCCACUAUUCAGAACUCAAUGAAACCAUUCCAGGAAAUGGACUUUUCUAGGAUGGUGGAACGCUUGCUGAAACUAGCUGUUCCUAACCAUCUAAUAUGGUUAAUAUUCUUCUAUUGGUUUUUUCAUUCCUCUCUGAACUUUGUGGCAGAGCUGCUGCAGUUUGGAGACCGGGAGUUCUACAGAGACUGGUGGAAUUCUGAGACUGUCACAUACUUCUGGGCCAACUGGAACAUCCCAGUGCACAAGUGGUGCCUGAGACAUUUCUAUAAGCCAAUGUUGAGGAAGGGGGUGAACAAGUUUCUGGCUCAGACUGCUGUUUUCCUGGUUUCUGCCUUCUUCCAUGAGUACCUGGUGAGUAUUCCUUUGAAGAUGUUCAGACUGUGGGCCUUCAUGGGAAUGAUGGCUCAGGUUCCUCUGGCUUGGUUUGUGAGUCGUUUCCUAAAUGGAAAUUACGGCAAUGCAGCCGUGUGGAUCUCACUCAUCAUCGGACAGCCCAUUGCUGUGUUGAUGUACGUCCAUGACUACUAUGUCAUUCAUUACGGGAGCACUACAUAGCACAGGAUAGACAUAUGCAUUCUCCUACAUGCACACACCAGCCUGCGGGACAAGCCAUUGAGAUUAUAGAGCAGGUUCAGGGAAAAUGAUGGCAACUUAAUGUUUAUGAAGCUGUGACAGCAAUGGCACGAAAGUUGUGACUUUAUUUUUGCACAUCAGAGAACCAACAGGAAAUGAUCUUGGAUAUUUAAGUGUUUUGUCUAGUCUCACACUGCACUCUUAUCAGCCUCCAACUUUGCAACCCACUGUACAAAAGCAAAUAUGUGGUGCUAAGGUUUAAUCUACUGUUCAUUGGCUCAAAGGUUAGAUGCAUUGAAGAAAAAAAAAAAAAAAAGACUCCUCUGCUUUAAUACAGUCAUUUAAAAGUGGGAAGACUACUAAAAAACUCAUACUCCUCCUGAGUUGUGAAUGUCUAAGAGUGCACAGGUGUAACAAAUGUGAACCACACUGCCAAGCGAGCACAAGCUAGAGCAGGAUCCUGCCUCCAUAGACAGAAUAUGAAAAUGUGGCUGCUAUACUGGGGGCUGAGGAUUCACUCUUUGUAUAUCUAAAGGCACUUUUAAAUGUUAAAGCCAGUAUACUUUAACAAGCUAAUGCCCAACAUCCUGGUUGACCAGGACUUGACAGACCACAGUCACAGUAUAUUAAAAUGUUAAACAUGUAUGAAGGUAUGAAAUUGUAAGAAGUGAGGAUUCCUCUCCAAAAAGACUCAGCAGCACAAAUACAUUGAUGUGGAUUUAUUUGUAUCAUUCUCGAACAAAUGCAACCAAUCAAUUGCACGUGCUGCAGGUUUAUUUUCCCUGGCUUUAUCAUAUUGUGUCUGCGCUGCAUUUGAGCUGUCAGUCUUUUAUAUUUUUGCAUUGUUGCUUGUAUAUUUGACUGUGCCAUCUUGAAAUAACUUGUGGUAUUUUGUUGAUGAUUUCCUGCAGUAUUUGAUUUGCCUGUUUGAACCAAUGAAUGUUUUUUGCACUCGAGAUGCAUGCAGUUAACUGAAGCAAUAGAUUUCUAUGAAUGCGUUCUUUGUUAUAUCAGUCAUGUAAAGAAAAUGAGGUUAUGCUUCGAUUUCUUUGUUCUGUAAUUUGCUUGUCGACAUUUUUGUUUAAAGGUAAAACGGAAGCUGUAUUUUUUUUUUUUUUUUAAACGAGUUGAAAUCACAGUGGAUGCUUUACUGAGUUUGUUGAAUCUCUUUCUUGGUUUGAGUGGGAUUUUGUCAGAACAUGACACUACUGCCAGUAUGGAUAACAUACCGUAAGUUAAUGUAGGAAGAUGUUCUUAGGAUUAAGUGUCAGAUUGGAGCCUUUUGGGGUUUUUUGCUUUGUUUUUUUUGUUUUUUUUUUAAAGCAUUGUAUUCUUUCCUUUUUGAUCAUAUUUCAGGGGAAAAAACUGUCCAAGAGCACCAGUUAUUGAACUGAGUGUUGGCAUUCCUUUUUGAAUAAUACAAGUGCCUCCUGUAAAACAAAAAAUAUGCUUGCAUCUAAAAAAAAAAAAAUAUGCCACUAGUUUUGAUGCCAAAUACUUAAAAAAAAA
Molecule: messenger RNA, 3286 nt
Organism: Archocentrus centrarchus (flier cichlid)
Lineage: Eukaryota; Metazoa; Chordata; Actinopteri; Cichliformes; Cichlidae
Gene: dgat1a
Product: diacylglycerol O-acyltransferase 1a
Exons: 17
Coding region: 203-1759 (518 amino acids)
Biological process (GO): triglyceride biosynthetic process
Cellular component (GO): endoplasmic reticulum membrane
Molecular function (GO): diacylglycerol O-acyltransferase activity
Source: RefSeq, a predicted model, not a curated record